Messenger RNA from Prorocentrum cordatum, 1983 nucleotides. NCBI's taxonomy places the organism in Eukaryota, Dinophyceae, Prorocentrales, Prorocentraceae. The record is from the annotation of a GenBank genome assembly.
GAUAGAAGUUCUGAGAACGGGCAUCCUGAGUGAGCGUGAGGGUCUCCGCCAUCGUUUCAGACGGUUGAGUUGCAUCCGUGUCUGAUGCCUUCUGUGCUCAAGUCUCUUUGGAUCUUGUCCAGAUCGGAGGCGUCUCCCGAGAGCUGUCCCUUAUCUCACUCCACCUUAGCUCCGCCUUGCAAUCUUGCCCUCCGUGCCCUUCGCCCCACUGCCCCGACGUGGCCUGCGGCUCCCUGACCUGCGCCGCGGGGGUGCCCGUGGAGCCCGUGGACUGCCCUGCGGCGGCCGCUCGCUCGGGGUGCCGGCAGCGUCGGCUUUCGCCGCUGGUAUCCUGGUGGGGCUGCUGGCGGACCGCGUGUCGCGCUGGGCCCUGGGGCCCGCCGCCUCCCGCCACGGGGUUUCCGCCGAGGGCCUGCUCGAGGUGAAGGCGGGCGGAGGCGGGGGAGCGGAAGUGCUGGUCGCCGAGCGUCGCGCCGCGCAGGAGCGCCGUCGCCAUGCGGGCGCGACCGACGCUGGAGGGGCUCGUGGAGGGCUCGAGGCUGCCGGUGCUCCACCAUGGCGACGAUUGCUACCACGAGCGGCUGCUGUCCCAGCCGGUGAUCCGCUCAGCGGGACACUGGGUGGCCGCUACGCCCGACUUCGAGGUGUACGACGAGGUCCACUCGGCCGCUCCCGCUACUGCGGGCAUCGGCGGCGCCGACGGCACGGGCGUCCUAGAGAAGGCCAAGGCGGUCGUCAGCCGCGCCCAGCGGGCGCUGCGCUCUGGCCGCGAGCUCUCGAACGAUUACCAGGCCAUGAAGGAACGCCGCAAAUCCCUUGAAGAGCGCAAUGCUCUCAAGGGCGAAAAGGUUUUGUCCAUCGGGACCGGCGGCAGGUACUGGCCAUCCUGCCGCCUUAGCUGGCCACCGUCCUUCGCCCUCUUCAAGAUGGGCGACGGGCCCGCCGGCGGGCCGCCGCGGGAGCUACUCCCCUGUCCGCCGCCUUUUCCCCUCGCGAAGGGGCCUGAGGUUGCUGCUGGUUGCCGCUCGGUCAGAAGGAGGGCUGCAGCGCGGCAGCAUUGGCAGGCUUGGUGCAAUCGAGGCGUCAUUGCACUCAACGAACUUUUUGGUCAUCCUGUCCCUGCUGGCGAUGACGACUCGACGCCUCUCUCGGCCGGCCAGCUGUCGUGCCUUGAGGAGCUGAAGGACGCCUGCCGGGCCGUCGGCCCGCCGCGCGCUGGGCUCGGUGAUGCCGCGGGAGCCUCCCGGGAGCUCUGCGGCGCCCGCGCCGGCUACGCCUUCGAGGCCGAUGCCGCGGGCCUUCCAUGUCCGUACCGCGCGGGGGCCGUCUCGCUGCCUCCGGUCUCUUCUAAGCCCGUGGAGUUCUCCAACGUGCUCGACGGCCGGGAGCUCAAGAUGUGGUCGGACUGGAGAUCGCGUCUCCUCCGUCUACUCGGAUCCAGCGCUUGUGAAGCGCCCAGUGGUGCACGGCGAGUUCUUGGGUGACCUGCAUGCGAGGGGCAUCGUCGGCUUCUCGAGCGCCCGCCCUGCGCCCGUUGGGAUAUUCUGCGUGAGCAAGACGGAUCGCUCUCUCAGACUGAUUUUUGGCACUCGUGCUGCUAAUGAUCUCUUCCGCCCCCCUGUCAAGACUGCGCCCCCUACGAGUGGAUCGCGGGGUCGCGUCGAGGUGGAGGACGAGGGGCCUCUUCUGGUGGCCCAGUGCGAUGUGCAGGCUGCUUUCUAUCGCAUUGGCCUUGCCUCUGGGAUGAGCGAGCUUUAUGUUCUGCCCCGGAUCAAGACCUCUUCCAUCCCGGGCCUUUCGAGCGAGGAGCGGGUGCGUCUAGGUCCUUCCAGUUCGCCGCAUCUCCUCGUCCUUCCCAUGGGCUGGUCUUGGGCGCUAUUCCGAACCAUCCUGUGGUGUUGAGUUCUCGUUUUGAAGAGACGGUGCCCCGCGUCUCCUCUCCUUCCUUCCUUCCUCCUCCUCCGCCUCCUCCCUCCUCCCUCC